AUGGAGAGUAAGUACUGUGAUGAAAAUGGUAUUCAACGAAAAGCUACAGAAAGCGUGUACAGAACGGUGUUCAAUACUGAAUUUAAUCUAUCAUUCUUUCAACCGAAAAAGGAUUUGUGUGAUAUGUGUCACCGGUAUGAAAAUGGUUCUAAGGAAGAAAAAAGGGAAAUGGAAGACGAGUAUCAGCAACAUUUAAGAAAUAAGAAACUGGCAAGGGACAUCAAAGCAGCCAACAAAGAAAGAGCAAAGCAAAGCACAAAACUUUGCUCAGCAGUUUUUGAUUUACAGCAAGUAUUAUCGGUGCCAAAAAGUGACCUUCGCAAAACGCCUUCUGCUAUAUGUGGUAUGAAUGCAUUGCCAAAAGGGGCGCAUCUGAAAUUGGUAGCUGCCUUCUUCUUUUCAUUGAGCACCAAGUUCAUCAAAGAAACUUUUGGUAAAUCUCCAGUACGAGAACGAUCACCCAUUAGAAGACAACCAGUAAAAAACCAAGCUAACGUUAGAGAGGAAUUCAGAACAACCAUGGCUGACAAUCCACAAAUGGUCGAUUUCACCAUUUUGAUCAUCCUCAUCCAUCUAAUAGGAGCACAGAGAAGAAAAAGAGUUGGGAAACAGUAGGGAAUGGUUUACCUGGUUGCUCCGUGGGGCAUGGGAGAGAAUGACCGGCGGAACCAGAAUUACGCCGGUGCAGCAGCCGAAGCAACUGCCACCGCCUCAGCAAUCACAGACUCCUUCAGAAGGUCAGAUGGUAGCAUCCUUGACGAGGUCGAUUUGUUUCCUCUUUCCAAUCAGGU
Acanthoscelides obtectus is the source of this 791-nucleotide messenger RNA. The record is from the annotation of a GenBank genome assembly. NCBI's taxonomy places the organism in Eukaryota, Metazoa, Arthropoda, Insecta, Coleoptera, Chrysomelidae.